AUGAUCCCAGUGGUGAUGGGCGCACCACGAGACGAUUACUGUACCCUGGCACCUCCAAAUUCGUUCAUACACGUGGACGACUUUUCGUCGCCUGCCGAGUUGGCGGACUAUCUAAAUUGGCUUGACAGAAAUGACACCGCCUAUGCAUCCUACUUUGCAUGGAAGGCCUACGGAAAAGUUGUGACUGCAACAGAAAUCCAAUGUCGUCUGUGUGGUUUUGUGCACCAGCAUCUGAAUGACCUGCAUUCCCUUCCCACAAAGGGCUACGAGUACUUCACUAACAUAGACAAGCAGUGCAAAGUCUUCUGA
Molecule: messenger RNA, 309 nt
Organism: Dibothriocephalus latus
Lineage: Eukaryota; Metazoa; Platyhelminthes; Cestoda; Diphyllobothriidea; Diphyllobothriidae
Source: the annotation of a GenBank genome assembly